AUGACUAGUGCUACUAUAACAUCCGCUUUUUCAACCUCAGCCACCAUCAUCAAGCGGACCAAGGUGAGUCUGUAUCAAAAAACAGUAAUAAAUUCUAAAGUGAUAAAUUUUCCUCCAAGUACAUGUCAAAAAAAAACAAGAAAGAACUGAACCCAUUUUCUUGCUCCAAUUAUGAGCAUGAUAUGUUCUGAUUUUUAUGCAUGUCAUGCGGUGCUCGUAAAUUUCAAACGCCUGGACAAAUAAUUUUCCGCUCAUUUUACUACUUUCUCGAUUAUUUUCAGAACAGGCCACCAGGUCUUCUGGUCGGACGAGAUCGGUUCAUCUACGGACCGGAACGUCUUCGAAACAUGAAAAAUCCGGAUCCGGAAACGUCGGAAGAUGAUUACGUCGAACAUGACGUACACUUUUGGGUCACCAAAGGAGGAAAGUUUCUCAUUCGAAAGGUUUGUCUAAUUUUUUACCGUUUCCUUUUCUGCCGUAUCUCAGAUGUCAUCUGAAUAUAGGAAGUUUUGAAAAUAAGUCUGCAAGUCAAACUUCUUGAAUUUGGCGUAAAACAAGUAAUGUAUUCCGUUGCAAAAUUAUGAUAGAGGAUGUAGGACAGAUUGUACAUUCGAACAUUUCUUAGUCUAUUCUCAUUUUAUACCAAUAAAUUUCAGUUCAACGAUACCAAACGCGUGUUUGUUGUGUGCACGGAAGGAUUUGAAGCCAAGGUUAUAAACGUGGUCGGAUACUCAAUUCUCCAAAUCGUACUCGAUCUAACUGCUCUUCAACUCAUGAUGUAUGCCUUUCAGGACUGAAUAUACCCGGAACGUAAUGAGUCUUUCAGACUGCAUGAAGAAAUUGAGUACACUCGUCAGAAUCUGGCAAUCAUAACCACUCUCUUUUUCGCUACUCUUUUCGGAGCGAUUGUAGCGGUUUACCGGUGCGCCUUUGGAACGGCUCUUCUCAUGAUGACACAGAUUGUGAUUACCAUUGGGGUUUUGACGCACUACUCGCUACCAAUGAUUUUCAUGACAAUCAUAGAAUUCUGGGAGGAGAACAAGAUCCAUCCGAUCCAAUUGAACGUGAUGAAAGGAAUGCAAAACCUUGUCGGAACCGUUUUCAACCUCAUUUUUUACGCGGCGCCCACCAUUCUCGGAACAUGGUUCAUCUACUGUACCAUCAUGGUCACGUUUGUACUGCUUGGGUUUGAGGUGUGUACUGACAACUGCUGCCUCAACUGAAAGUCUAGUAAUUUCAGAUAUAUGACCGGAAAGAAGUUGAAAAGCUGCUGAAACCAUGUGAAACCAGGACAAAGGCCUCCACCACCCCCAAUAAGAUUUCUAAAAACACUACAGUCACUUCCAACUAUUUCAGCGACAGUCGCUCUAAUUAGAACUAUGUAUUGUUUCUGGACGGAUUGACAUUUUUUCAAAGUUGUCAGCUGAAAAUAUUUUCUGAUUACUCGAAUAAAUUGUUUUACUGCGUUCAGUACCACUGGUUUGAUGGAAUUGAACUAAAGAGCAGGGUGCUAUGAUAAUGAUAUUUGUAGAAUAUGCUAAUACAUUCUCCUAGUUGUGUUUUAUUAGAUUUCAUUCAAUUGGGCCCACCGAAUUACCUCUGUCAGCCAAGAACUUGACAGUUUGCACAAAGAAGUGGCAUUCUGUCAGGCUUUUCCGAUUUCUGAGGACUUUAGGUGUCCCGAAGGCCUAGAAUUGAUGCUAAAAUAUUGCAAUAGCUGUAUUUCAUCAGUUUCCAUCUACUUGGGUCUUUCGGAGUGCCAUAUCGCAUUUUCAAAACCCUGAAAGUUUACGGCCGAGUUUUCCUAUUCUGCAAAUCCUAGGCCACGCACCUUCCUUUUUAAUGUUUGUCGUCUCUCCCCACACACACACACACGCGCGCACUGCGGCCGCCUGCGCUCUCUCUUGUUUGAGCGCUCUUUUGUCACCCGCAUGUUGCUGCGUGAGGGUCAGGCGGAAUGGCCUCGCUAUCGAGACCACAUUUUCUCCCCCUUCACUACAAAAUUGAUUUUUCGGACGUUUUUUCUCAUUCUUUUUCUUAUUAUUAUUAUGUUUUUUUCAGCAAUGUGAGCAGAUUUUUGUUGCGCUUCUCUUGUCUUUCCUCAUAAAAAAAUUCGUGAAGUUUCAUCCAACCAACGUUUUUCAGGUAAAAAUUUUGAAGAUGACGUGCCUUCGUGCUCAAAAACGAUGGAAAAACACGUGGAAAUUCGAAAACAUCUUCCACUCUACAAACUGAUCAAUUUGUAGAGUGAACGGUUGGGAAUCCCUUUGUGACAACACUUUGGGUAAGCAUUUCUUAUAAAAAUGUUUUCCAUUUCUCAGAAUUUUCAGCAAUUCAACCAGACUUGCAACGGAUCGUGCCGGGCCAGCGAAAACCUCAAAUUCUCCGAGCCGUGGCCUUUCCCGGCCCGGAAAGCUCCAACUCAGUCGGUAUGUUUCCAAAGAUUUGAAAGACAUCAGAAAAAUUUGUCGCAAAACUGACUCUGUCGCACGAGUUUUCAUAUUUUUCUCGAAUAAAUUUGUUCGAAGUGAAACAUCCGGGCCGAAGCUAGCAAAAUCCUCGGCCCGACUCUAAAUCCUGCAAGUCUAAACUAUUGAAACAUAUUUUUCCGAAUGUUGAGUCUAAACUUUUGCAGAUAAUUAGGCUAUUGGACUUUUUUUUCAAAUCCGAGGCAUAUGUAAUUUUUCUUCUUUUUUAGAGAACACAUCACGGCAAACCCAACCCAUCUUCGAACUUCACGAGUAA
Messenger RNA from Caenorhabditis sp. 36 PRJEB53466, 2745 nucleotides. NCBI's taxonomy places the organism in Eukaryota, Metazoa, Nematoda, Chromadorea, Rhabditida, Rhabditidae. The record is from the annotation of a GenBank genome assembly.